UAGCUGCCAAAGCAGUAGCUGCCACUAGUGAGUUCAUUAUUGGUUUCUAUGGCGACAGAUCAGCCUAUCCUGAACAGCUAUUAGAUCGUACAGAAAGAUGCAUGUCUUUCUCUGUAAGUUCAGUACAGAGCACGUUGGAUUUCUUGUUCAGCUUGUCUUCAUGCAGCUUUUCUAAACUGCUGCAAGAAGUGGAUAAUCAUGCAGAGUUCACCAAGGAAGUGUUUGACAGUGAAUCUUUUUAGCAACUUUUUUCAAGGCCGGAGACAUUCUUCUUCUGAUCCUCUUCUUCGCAUACUCCACAGGCGACGGAGCUCAGUUGUAGAGGUUCUCUCAACUUCUACCCAUAGGGUUAUGGUAGCCAUUUCCUCUGUAAGCCCUGAGGAGCUAAAUGCUGCUUUCCUUGAGAAAAGAAGAAGACCUAGGCGUCCAACUGCAAAAUACACUAAAGUUGGAGAACGCCUUCGCCAUGUAAUUCCUGGUUCUAUGCAGUGCUCCAUGGCAUGUGGUGGUCGUGCUUGUAAAUACGAAAAUCCAACUCGGUGGAGUGAGGAGGAACAGGCUGUUAAAGGACUUUACUCAUCUUGGGUAACAGAUAACAUAUUAGCCAUGUCUCGACCCUCGACAGAAAUUAUUGAAAAAUAUAAUAUUAUUGAGCAGUUCCAAAGAUGUGGCAUAAAAACAGUAAUUAACCUUCAGCGUCCUGGGGAACAUGCUAGCUGCGGGAAUCCACUGGAACAAGAAAGUGGUUUUACUUACCUUCCUGAAGCUUUCAUGGAGGCGGGAAUUUAUUUUUAUAACUUUGGAUGGAAGGAUUAUGGUGUGGCUUCUUUCACUACUAUCCUCGAUAUGGUAAAAGUGAUGACUUUUGCCUUACAGGAAGGAAGGGUAGCUAUUCAUUGCCAUGCUGGACUUGGCCGAACAGGUGUUUUAAUAGCUUGUUACUUGGUUUUUGCAACAAGAAUGACUGCAGAUCAAGCAAUUGUUUACAUUAGGACAAAGAGACCUAAUUCAAUUCAAACUAGAGGGCAGCUGUUGUGUGUGAGGGAGUUCUCGCAGUUCUUAAUUCCACUAAGGAAUGUUUUUGCUUCUUGUGAGCCCAAAGCCCAUGCAGUUACCCUUCCCCAGUACCUGAUCCGACAGCGACAUUUGCUUCAUGGUUAUGAGAGCAGACAUCUCAAGUAUGUGCCAAAACUUAUUCAUUUGGUUUGCAAACUGUUGUUGGAUUUGGUUGAAAACCGGCAAAUGAUAGAGGAGGAAGUAGUAGAUUUACCAGAUCUGGCAGCAGAAAUUGAAGAGACUAUUUCCCAGUUAGAUAACACAGACCUUGAUGAAGAGUUAACAAGGCAAGACACUAACACUUCAGAGCCAUUCUCUCAUUUAGGAUCAACUGCUCUUCAUUUAGGCAGUCAUCAAUUGGAUCCUCUUUGGAAGAGGAGGAACGUUGACUACCUUCAGCCUCUGAGUCGUGCAAAAAGGCGCUUAAGCUACAGUGAAUCAGAUUUAAGGAGAGCUAUGUAUGUCUCUGAGCAUGGAGAGACACCGUGGUCAGUGCCUGUGCAAGUAUCACUCUGCGACAAAACAAAAGAAAAGAACAAGGAAGAGGAUUCUCAAACUCUCCGGUCUGAGAUAAACAAAGAAAUGUUAGUUCGAAGUACAUUUAGUUUCUGGAGUCAGGGUAAAUUUAAUUUAGAUAGAAAAGGACGUAGUUCUCCACUUUGCUAUAGAAUUAGACAUUCUAAAGAAGUACAGCGCAGUCAAACAUUUUCUUCAGGCCUUAGAUGUGAUCGGGAGGAAGAGGAUGAGAAAGAUGAAGAGCUAAGAGCAUUGAACUAUAGCUGUCGCAGAAAAUCUAGUAUGUAUGGUAGGAAAACAUGGUCCUCUGAGGAUUCAGACUCUUCCAAAGCAGAGUGUGACAGCCGUGACUUUAGAGAACUCAGUGAAUCAAUCCCCCAUAUUGUUGUGCAGUCAGAACUAACCCUGGAGGGCCGAAGAAUUUUAGCAGCUAAAGCUCUUGCAGAUCUAAAUGAAUUUAUGGGAGCAGAAGAAGUGAACAGCAAGGUGGAAAAGUGGCAGAAAGAAUUAAAUUCUCAAAAUGGAGCCUGGGAGAGGAUAUGUGCUGAGAGAGACCCUUUUAUCCUAAGUAGUCUGAUGUGGUCCUGGCUAGAACAACUAAAAGAACCCGUCUUAACUGUUGAUGAUAUUGACUUACUUGCAAAAAAUUGCAUAGACUCUCAAGAAGGACUUAAAUUGCUAGAAAAGGGAAAAUAUCAUACUCUGUUGUGUAUUUUUAAAUGUGUGGUGAAUUUAUGGGCAAUACCAACAGACUUGGAAGAACUUCUUCUUGAUCGUGCCAUCAAAGCAUUCACAAAGAUGAAUUCUGAUUCUGAGGGUGGCCCGUAUGUUUACAACACUCUAAGGAAGGUUUUCAAACAGAUACUGGAAUACCAAAGACAAAACUGCACAGAAGGAACAGGAAAGCUUGUCUGAUGUUCACACUUCUAAGCUGUAGUUCUCUGCAGCCCUCCAAAAUGACCUUUCAUUGCCAUCUAUUAUAAUUUGUAUUCCUUGGUUUGUGUUACCUAAUCUAAGUUGAUGUUAAUUAUUAAAUAACUGCAACUUGUUCAUUCAUAUAUAUGUUGAUAUUUUAAUGAGUUGCCACUUUGUACUGUAGCAUUAUGAUGCUUUGUUGUUAUAACAUUUUGUUAAUUUAGAUUUUUCAUUAAUAAAGUAUGUUUUUCAAGACAAACUGUUGCCAUAAGUUCAGUGCCAUGUUAUACAAUAGUUUAAUUAGUUGAUGUUUGUGCAUUAACAUUUUAAGUAUGCAUUAUGAUGUUUACAGCAGCGGUAUUAUACUUUACAUUGUGAUGCGUGAACAUUUUCUUAUAUUGACAACUGUUGUACAACUGUAUGGAUUUUCCUUGAGAAUUGAAAAAGAACUAAUUGUAUUGGCAAAACAAACUUCUAGGGCAAAAAUAAAUAGAAGUGCAGAAAUGCGCAGUCUAAAGGCCAUAGAUCCUUGUUAGAACACUGAAAAUAUUUUUAGUAUUAUAAGAAUUUAUUACUCUCCCUUUUGUUGGAAAAUGAAACAUGAGACCUGUAUUAUAUUGUUUCAGAAACCAAAAUUUAAAUAAACAGAAACAUUUAAUGUUUCCAGGUC
Heteronotia binoei (common prickly gecko) is the source of this 3157-nucleotide messenger RNA. RefSeq names its product protein tyrosine phosphatase domain containing 1 (gene PTPDC1). Lineage: Eukaryota; Metazoa; Chordata; Lepidosauria; Squamata; Gekkonidae. The transcript is spliced from 9 exons. Gene Ontology annotation, biological process: protein dephosphorylation; cilium assembly. Gene Ontology annotation, molecular function: protein tyrosine/serine/threonine phosphatase activity. The record is from RefSeq and is a predicted model, not a curated record. Bases 199 to 2487 code for a protein of 762 amino acids.